UGUCAGAGGCAAAAUGGCGGCGGCGGUGGCCGGGGCCGCCCUGCUGGGCAAGGGGCUGGACAUCAGCCUGGCGGCGCUGCAGCAGCACGACCCCUACAUCAGCAGCAUCGUGGACGUGGCCAGCCAGGUGGCGCUCUACACCUUCGGGCACCGCGCCAACGAGUGGGAGAAGACAGAUGUGGAAGGAACACUGUUUGUUUAUACAAGAUCAGCUUCUCCAAGGCAUGGCUUCACAAUUAUGAACAGGCUGAGCAUGGAAAAUCGAACGGAACCAAUUACUAAAGACCUUGAUUUCCAACUGCAGGACCCUUUUCUACUUUACAGAAAUGCCAGAUUGUCCAUAUAUGGGAUUUGGUUUUAUGAUAAGGAAGAAUGCCAAAGAAUUGCAGAGCUCAUGAAAAACCUAACUCAGCAAGAGCAAUUCAAAGCACAGCAGGGCACAGGAACAGGAGUGUCCCCUAUGGUCAUGAAUUCUGCUAAUAACAAAGAAGUGGAUAUCUUACGGAUGCUUACCAAGGCCAAAGAUGAGUACACUAAGUGUAAGACCUGUUCUGAGCCAAAACAAAUAACUAGUUCCUCUGCAAUCUGUAACAACCCCAACCUAAUCAAACCAAUUCCAGUGAAGCCUAAUGAAAAUCAACAUCAACGAAUAUCUCAGCAAAGCAAGAAUGCAGAUCCUGAACCGCAACACUUGUCUUUGACAGCCCUGUUUGGAAAACAAGAGAAAACAGAUGUCACAGAACCACUUAAUAAACAGCAUCAAGAGAACCUUCCUGUUAGGCAGGGUGUGGUACGUUCUCUUUCCUAUGAAGAACCUAGCAGGCAUUCUCCCUGUGCAGAGAAACAGCUUUGCCCUGCUAUUCAGAAGCUUAUGGUGCGUGGGACAGACCUUCACCCGCUUGCUGAGUUUCCUGAGAACCGGCUCUGUGAAAAUGGCAAUAUCCACCCUGUGGGUGAGACUUUCACAGGACUCUUCCAGCCUGUGACUUCUCGUGGCAUUGCUACAUCUCAUGUAGUUCAGGAUGCUGCUGGUACUCAGAGUUUGUUACAGAAAUUACAGAGUCAGUCAGGGUCGAUGACUAAAAUGGAUCCCAGUGCAACAGGAUCUGUGAACUCAACAGCUUCUGUGUUCAGCAGGACUCCUGCUGCUGUUGGAGCGCCAGCAGCACAGAUGAAUAAUAUGACCCAGCCACCUUUGGUAUAUUUCAAUGGUUCCCUGCCAGGUCAGACUUUAGAGUCUCAGACGCUUGGUAAAGAACAGUCCAAACUUCCUAGACAGCCAGUUUCUCUCUCUGGCAAUCAGACAGCCAGUUCUGGGGUGAUAUCACCUCAGGAGUUGUUGAAGAAGCUCCAGAUAGUGCAACAAGAACAGUUGCACGUAUCCAGCAGACCAACCUUGGCAGCUAAGUUUCCUGUUGUUACUCAGAACACCAACACCUUGAAACCACUGGAUUCCUGGAUAGAAAAGGCACCGGGUACGGAAAAGCAGAGCUCUCUCUUUCAGGUAAUCUCACCUCAGCGCAUUCCUGCCACUGUGACUCCUACCUUAUUGAUGUCCCCAAUGGUGUUCACUCAGCCCACACCUGCUGCACCAAAGGCCAAUGAAAGUGGGCUGUUAGCAGCACCAAACCAAGAACCUGCUGCCAGUUCUGCUAACCUUCUCCUACCACUGCAAACCCCAGAGCCACCUGUGAUCACCAGCAACUCAGUGACAAAGAUGCAGCUGCAGGAAACACUUCUACACCUGAUCCAGGUAAAGUACCCAGAGUUCUUCUACUUCAAUUUAAACCUUUAUUCCCACUUUGAUAUAAGCACCUGGUCACUUAAGCACCUGGGCAUCUAAUGAGUUGUAUUCAUCUGUCUGGAGGCUAAGGGGGUAAUUAAGAAUGUGCUGGAAGUUGUGCUUUUUAUGGCUGUGUUAAUUGAGCACUAUUCCAUAGACCAGGGAGGUAAUAGACUCUUGCAUACUGCUAGCUUAAAUGCACUGUGAUUAAUCAAUGCAGUUUGAGAUUUGGGAGGGAUGAUUAGGGAGAAUUGAAGGAAAAGAAUAAAGAUGACUGAAAGCUUCAAAAGGCUGUCCUGAGAGCUGGAAAAACACCUGUUGAAUUUUUAGCAAAGUAAAGGUUGUUUAUCUUAGCAGGCAAAUACUUCAAAGAGGCAUGCUAGCAGCAAGAAGAACUCAGAUGGGAAGUGUGAGCAACUUUAAAAUAUGGGUUAGAUAACCUAACAACAUGCUAGUUCAGUCUGUUCUGUGUAAUUCUCUACUUGAAAUGCUAAAAUUCCUCUUGCUAGAAUUAUUCAAUCUUAAAUCUGAGAAAGCAUUAACAGCAUAUAGGAGAUGAUUGUUUACUGCUCUGGGAUUACAUGAAUGAUUAUGAUUUUUUUUUUUAAGUAACUUGCUUUGAAAUUAGUACCUGGAGACUGGAGUUUGAGACUGUAGAAUUAAAGAACUGGCUAUAGUACAUAAUGAAUGGAGGCACAAGUUGAAGUGUCCAAUUUGUAGGCCUAACUAUAUGGCUUGGCAAUACAAUAUGUCUUUAUUGGAAUGCUGAAGUGACUCACAUAAAAUGAAGUUUAAAUUAUAAACUUGAGAAAUAAAAUAGUAUCUUUUAGACAUUAGCUGUUCUUCUCGUUGUCCUCUUUAUUUUUAUGUUGGGUUUAAAAAGAACAGUACUGUAAUAUUCUGUCUUAUAUACGUGGAAUAUCUGGAUAGUAGGAAAACCGUGUAUGAAAGUGAAAAGGAGACUACUUGUCAAAGAAAACUAGAUUCUGCUCUGAAAUUGUGUUUGUAAAAUGCAUUUGCAGUCCCGCUGUUCUUGAUGACAGCUAGGAUUAACUGUGUUACCUGGAAAUUAUAUACUGCUUAAUGACAUGAUGCUGAUUGCUAGUUUCUUAGCUAUCAUUUUCAGUUAUAUAACACUACAAUCUCAGUUGCUCCUGGUUUUCCUCAAGGACUACCCUGAUUUGAAUUAUCUUCAUAUGUUUAUGUAAGCUACUUAAGACAUUUUUUCUUAAUGUAAGUUUGCUAGUUCUUGAAAAAAAUGGUCUUCUAAAGAGAAAAGCUAAACAUGCAUCAGAGUAAAAGGAGCAGUGCGUGGUAGGAGCGUUAAGUCUAAAAUAAUUAAACAGUCUAAUAGUGAUAGGAAUAGGGGCAAUGGUUUUAAACUAAAGGAGGGGAAUUUUAUGUGAGAUGUUAGGAAGUAAUUUGUUACUCAGAGAGCUGUGAGGCCAUGGCCCACGUUGCCCAGAGAAGGUGUGGGUGCCCCAUCCCUGGAGGUGCUCAGGGCCAGGUUGACUGGGUGGCAGCCCUGCCCAUGGCAGGGGGUUGGAGCUGGAUGAACUUGAAGUUACUUCAAGCCCGAGGCAUUCUGUGAUAAACAAGAUGGAAGUGUUUGUCCAGGUAGGUUUUAGUAUAGGAGCAAAACCCAAAGUGUUCCACUGUUCCUACGGAAACAAUUAUAAUAAUCAAUGAACUAAUGGAAGAAACUUAAGGAAACUAUUAGGUAAAUGGGGGCAAAGAGAAGAAAUUACAGGAUUAUGUCAUAGAAUCCUCAGAGUUAGUUGGGACCCAUCUAGUCCAACUCCCUUGCAAUGAACAGGGGCAUUAGAUUAGGUUAGUUAGAUCAAGUUGUUCUGAGCUGUAUUCUCUGCAGUAUCAUGUAAGAACAGUGUAGUCAAGAUAAAUCAAUGUGAGUUUAGAAAGUUUACUUUCUGUCUAUUCAUUACUACUUAUAGAGUUGUGCUUCCCAUCCAGUUAUAUAUUACAUCCAAGCCAUAGAAUAUAUGUUUGUACAGGAAAUAACUCUUCUGUUGUAUGCUUCUUAAGACAGAGGAGGGUUGAAAAGUAUUUUGUCUGUGAAAUGAAAGAAGAACCUUAUCUGUGUACUCAAGAAUGUCUUCUGUGUAGUAAUGAUUGUGUUUUGUUUUUCAGAACGAUGACAACUUCUUAAACAUUAUUUAUGAAGCGUAUCUCUUCAGUGUGAGAAAGGCAGCAAUGAAGAAAUCCAUGUGAAAGAUGUUUUU
Phasianus colchicus (ring-necked pheasant) is the source of this 4023-nucleotide messenger RNA. The record is from RefSeq and is a predicted model, not a curated record. Lineage: Eukaryota; Metazoa; Chordata; Aves; Galliformes; Phasianidae.